This is a messenger RNA of Lingula anatina, 3831 nucleotides long. Its product is annotated as targeting protein for Xklp2 homolog. Lineage: Eukaryota; Metazoa; Brachiopoda; Lingulata; Lingulida; Lingulidae. The record is from RefSeq and is a predicted model, not a curated record. Gene Ontology annotation, biological process: regulation of mitotic spindle organization; activation of protein kinase activity. Gene Ontology annotation, cellular component: spindle; microtubule.
CAUCGCUCCCAUUGGUUGAUACUCAAACCUGCAACAGCGGCGAUUUGAAAUUGUUGUUAGAGAGAAGCAAGUUUUCCUCAGGACAGCACACCUAACUCUUUUUGUUUUAAAAAGGAUAAAUAGGCUACAGGUAAAGCAUUACAAUGGACGAAGAUCUUUGGGAAUUUGAAGCUCCGCAAUUCGUUGAUUUCAGCGCACCCAUCCCGAUGGAUGAUAAUGCGGAUGAAUGGUUUGAUUGUGUUAAUGAAGAGCGUGAAAAAAGCCUGCCGUCCAGUAGAAGCAACUCCAGGCUGGCGCAAACACCAAAAUCAGAGGGGAAAAGAAAAUCUGAAAGACAAAUUCUUAAAUGUUUGCAAAACAGCAAACAAGUUCAUUCCUCUCCAAAGACAACCCCAAGAAGGGAACCACGAGCCAGCUUAAAGUCUGAAGAAAAACAGGGUGAUCAAAAAGAUUUAGACAGUAAAACAGAGGCAAUUGCUGAGACAAAGUUAAAAGUUCCAUCAAACCUUGUGACUUCCCUCUCAGCAUGGAAUGAUGCAAAACCUAAGCAUGGUGGUAGAUCUAAUAGUUGCAGUCGCUCAAUACGUGCAGCCAGACAGAGCAGGUCACCAGCAUUGCGACGAACACCAAGAGCACCCAGGGCUGCAUCAGUUGGAACUCCGGCAGCUAAGAAGAGGCGCAUGGUCAACAGCAGUCACAACAGCAGUCACAACAGCAGCACCCACAGUCUGUCCUCAGCCAGAGGCAGGAGUCGGGAGGCCAACAAUAAAAAUGUGGCUGUCCCAGUUAUAAAAGGACCACCCAAACUCACCAUCCCCAAUACACCUAGCUUUAUGAGGAGGAGUGCACACAAAACAGCUGAUAUUAAAAGUACGGAAGACUUGGAAAUGGAAAGAAUUAAUGAAAUGAGACAUCAGCUGGCUGAAAAGAAAAAAAUGUCUCAAGCUUCAUACAAGCAGGCACAAGCUUCCCAGGCCUAUGCUCAUGUCUGCUUCUUGGAUUCCUCCCCAGGUUACACUGUGCCUCACUCCAAGGUGGAGCUCACCAGACCUGUGGAGUUUCACUUUGAGACUGACAGCCGGGUGAAGGUCCACACCAUGGAGACCAGGCAGGACAAGCAAGACUUCCAGUCUGGACUCCGCCAUUACAGCCAGCCCAAUGCAAAAGCACACAAAGGCAUCACCAUCCCGAAGCCGUUCAGCCUCUCUGACAACCGUAAGAGGAAGCUCAGCAAGGAUGGGAAUGGUGAUAAACAGGAAGGUCACAAGUUUACCUCCGUGGCGGAGAAAGUCAUCCAGUUUCAGAGCAAGACCCCAGACAGAUUCAGAAACAAGAGCAAAGAGCCUGCCCCAGCCCAGAAGAAGGGUUCUCCCAGACUUACUGUCCCUAAGCCUCCACAGUUUGAAACAAAGAGCCGAAAGAGGCCCGUAUCUGCCAUAAGCAAACAAGAGAUAGAAGAGAAGGAAGUGGAGGAAAUGAAACAGCAUGUAUUUAAGGCAACCAAAUUGGACCACAGGAUUUUCACCAACCCCAGCAUGGGAGUGAAGAAGGUGGCCUCCAAGAAUCUCACAGAGCCCAAGCCCUUUGAUUUUGAGACAGAUCGCAGGCUGCAGGAGAUGAAAAACAGAAGCAGAGAUGAGAAAGAGGAGGAAAAGCAUGAGGAGGUCUUCAAGGCACGUCCCCUCCCACACACAGGCCUUGUCUUCCAGCCCAAGUUGAACCACGAGGCCACCCAGCCUCAGCCCUUCCCCAGUGUGGAGUGUCAUACACAAGAGAUGUUGACAAGAAAGGAGCAGAAGCUUAAUAAAGUUUUGGAAGAAGAGAGAAAGGCCCGGGAGUUCCAGGCACAGCCGCUCCCGUCAAACUCCCCAAAAGGAAUUCCAUCCAAAAAUCCAGUGAUGAUCACGGAGCCUCAGCCCUUCAAACUGGAAAUUGACCAUCGAGGAGCCAAAAGGGCCGAGGAAUGGGCACAGCAGGUGCAGGAAAGUUUGAAGCAGGAGAGAGCAGCAAAGAUCUUCAAAGCCAAGCCUAGCAAGGUACUGCACGAGGCCCCAUUUGUACCCAAAAAAUCCAACAAAGCUCUCACAGACGUCAGUAAUAUAGAACUGUACACUGAACGAAGGGCUGAAGAACGACAGGGGUUCGAGAUGCAUAAAAAGGAGAAGGAAAUAGAAAUAGCCCUUAUCCAGAAAAUGAGGGAGCGAGAAAGGGAGGAGGAAGAGAAGGCUGAAAUUGCCAGGCUUCGUAAAGAGAUGGUCCACAAGCCAAACCCUGUGCGGAAGUAUAACACCGUUGAGGUUAUGCCCAGCGAUAAGCCCCUCACGGAACCCAAGACGCCACGAUUCUCAAAGCGGACGCGCAAGGUGUAAUUUUUCCUUGAGGUUGACCAUGUGUGUUUGGCAGAAUGGUUAUCGACCAAUACCUCCUUGACUGGCUGUAUUACAAUAAGAACUGUUAAAAUUCAGUUCAUAUUUGCUUGAAAGGAGGACUAGGAUGUGAAAAUUCUGUUUUUGGUCAAAAUCGUGUUUAUGGUCAUAUGUGAACAUUAAUCUAAUUAUCUUGACUGUUUGGGAUAUUUGGUAGGAAAGUGAGGAGUGGCUGUGAAAAUGAAUGAAAGGGGCGUGUUGGAAUGAAUGCAGUUCUUAUGUUAAUGAGUUAGUGGAUUAUGAAAUAAUAUUAUGUUUGGCAGAAGAAAAUGAAGAUGUUCAAUAUUUAUUUUUUUUUUAGAUUUACCUGCACUGUUACAAGUCUUCAGUUAAACAUAUUGAUUGUACAUUGUGUUCAAGUUUACUUAUAUAACCAUUGUUGAAUAUAACUUUAUCAUUUAAUUUGAUAUCCAGUCAGAAAACUGCUCUUUCUUUUAUGAUGAAAGAAAGGGUAUGGGUGUUGACAGGGGUAAAUAGCACUUAACCCUUGUAUAAUAUUCCUGCCUCUACCACCCUGCCCCAAUUUCCCUGAACUAGAACAAUGUAGUGUGUUUUGUUUUCUUCCAAAAACCAGUUUUUUUUUCUUUUUUUCAUAAAUAGUUUGACUAGUAAAUUUAUGUAGAAAAAGGCACCCUAUGUUGGAUGGUAGACCAUACAAGGUUACUAAAGUGAACAUGAUGUCAUUUUCUUGAGCCAAUUUUUACAUAAGUGGUUUUAGUGUUCAUUUUAUUCCAACUUGAUUGUAGAAAUGUAUCAAGUUUUGUUUGGCGACUACUUAGUUUCACCUCCAUCAUAAUACCUCAAAUUUCACACACAUUACAGUAUAAUUUCUGUUCAAUAUUCAUCAACAUCAUUCAUCAACAUAAGGUACUAAAUGAACUUUAAGAGGUGGUCGUCUUUUUAUUACAAUUUUGAAUAUAUUUUUGGGAAUUGUCUACUCAAUAUCAGUUUAGUGUAACCGAGUAUAUUAAGUAUAUCAAAUGCUUGGUCAGGUUGAUGUAAUGCUUCAUUUUCCCUUUGCUUUUCAUAAGUGCAUACACCCAGAUUUACAAAAAUUUAAGUCGUCUUCAGGUGUCACUCUACUAACAUUAAUCAGGUAUUGUCAACAUAAUUCUCUACUAGGCAAUACAAUUGAUCCAGUUUUGUUCUUGUGUAAUGAACAACGUAUGUUAAUUAGUUAAUUAUACCCAGUUAAAACCAAUGUGACUACGGUUCUGGCGUCUGAAAUCUUUUCAGCCUUUUACAUUGAAUGUCUUCAGUAAGAAUUUUAGAAUACUUUUAUCGAAGAGUAUUUUAGAACGAAUAUGCAGAUAGUGGAAAAAUUCAUUUUAUAAAAAGGAAUUGUAAAUAUGUUAUAGCAGCAUCGUCGUGGAUGGUGAAAAUAAAUUGAUAUUGGAUUAUUUUA